CAGAAAUCAACAUGUCUAGCAAAAAGGCAAAGACGAAGACCACCAAGAAGCGCCCUCAGCGUGCCACCUCCAAUGUGUUUGCAAUGUUCGAUCAGUCGCAGAUUCAGGAAUUCAAGGAGGCCUUCAACAUGAUCGACCAGAACAGGGAUGGCUUCAUUGACAAAGAGGACUUGCACGAUAUGCUCGCCUCCCUCGGAAAGAAUCCCACGGAUGAAUACCUAGAUGCCAUGAUGAAUGAGGCUCCAGGGCCCAUAAACUUCACAAUGUUCCUCACCAUGUUUGGUGAGAAGCUAAAUGGCACCGAUCCGGAAGAUGUCAUCAGGAACGCUUUUGCUUGCUUUGAUGAAGAAGCAACAGGGUUCAUCCAAGAAGACUACCUGCGGGAGCUGCUGACCACGAUGGGGGACAGGUUCACGGAUGAGGAGGUAGACGAGCUGUACAGAGAGGCGCCCAUCGACAAAAAGGGGAAUUUCAACUACAUUGAAUUCACGCGCAUCCUGAAGCACGGAGCAAAAGACAAGGAUGACUGAGCACAUCCCUGGAUACCUGCAGAUAGCUUCCCUCCCACUCCCCCCCCCCUUAAUUUUAUUUCUCAGGAUCUGUUUUUUCUUUUUUUCUCGUUGGGACCUUUUGCAUACAUUUUUAGAUUCCAGCUUUUUCCUCUGUGGACUCGGGGGCUGCUCAGGCACACCUGCACCUUUGUAAUAAGCCUGGGAAUGGGCCGGGAGAGAGGAGAGCUUACAGUGAUAGAGGUUUAGGGACAAAGAUCAGUGAGUGUGGGAGCCCAGGUAAAAAACUCAGUGCUACUCAUCCUAGCUAG
Messenger RNA from Leptosomus discolor (cuckoo roller), 820 nucleotides. Its product is annotated as myosin regulatory light chain 2, smooth muscle minor isoform. Lineage: Eukaryota; Metazoa; Chordata; Aves; Leptosomiformes; Leptosomidae. The record is from RefSeq and is a predicted model, not a curated record. Gene Ontology annotation, molecular function: calcium ion binding.